Polistes dominula (European paper wasp) is the source of this 1643-nucleotide messenger RNA. RefSeq names its product xaa-Pro aminopeptidase 3. Gene Ontology annotation, biological process: proteolysis. Lineage: Eukaryota; Metazoa; Arthropoda; Insecta; Hymenoptera; Vespidae. The record is from RefSeq and is a predicted model, not a curated record. Gene Ontology annotation, cellular component: mitochondrion. Gene Ontology annotation, molecular function: manganese ion binding; metalloaminopeptidase activity.
GAGAAAUUGUUAAAAAUUUAAUUAUUAAAUUUGGUAGACAAAAUAAUAAUUUGAAUGUAUGGUGUGUAAAAAGAUUGAGAAGUAAUUUACCAAAUCAAGAAUGUGUGAAAAACGUUUUUCAUCAAAAAUAUGGACAACCUACUUCAAUGUCUCAUCCUCAUCUUUUAAAAGACGGAGAGGUUACUCCUGGUAUACACCGUGAUGAAUACAAACAAAGGAGAUCUAAAUUAAUUGAAAAUAUUCUACAGAACAGUAAUACAAAUGAUCGAUGUAAAUCACAGUUUAUAAUAAUACCAUCGUCUUCUAAAGUAUACAUGUCUGACAAAAUUCCAUACGUUUUUCGUCAGAACACAGACUUUUUAUAUUUCUGUGGUUGCAAAGAACCUAACACGAUAUUAGUUAUUACCACUGUAGGAGAUAAUUUUACAUCUAUUUUAUUUAUGAAUCAGAAGGAUGAACAUUCUGAGUUAUGGGAAGGACCAAGAACUGGAGUAGAAGUGGCUCCUGAUUUGUUCGGUGUUAACAAAGCUCUUCCUGUCACAGAGUUUGAAAGAUUUUUUGGUUGUUUUAUUAAUGAACAUAAAAAUAGCAUUAUUUGGUACGAUGACACUAAUAUACUUCAAACUGAACUACACGUUAAGUUAAAUGAAUUAAUUAAAACAAAUAAUAUUCAACGAUUUAUCUCUCCAAAGAGUUUGUUUCAUAAAGUACGUUCAAUCAAAUCGCAAAGUGAAAUUAAUUUGAUGCAAAAAAGUUGUGACAUAGCAUCUAUGGCAAUAAAAAAAACUAUUCAAGCUUCCAGACCAGGAAUGAGCGAACAUCAUCUAUUUGCAAUAGUCGAUUACGAAUGUCGUAUAAAUGAUGCUGAAUUUUUAGCUUAUCCACCUGUUGUUGCUGGAGGAAGCAAUGCUAAUAUUAUUCAUUAUAUUUCUAAUAAUCAAAUUAUUCAAAAUGAAGAUAUGGUAUUAAUGGAUGCAGGUUGUCAAUAUCACGGUUAUACGUCUGAUAUUACAAGAACGUGGCCUAUCAAUGGUAAAUUCACGCCAGAGCAAAGAAUUUUAUAUGAAAUUGUAUUAGAUAUACAAAAAGAAUUAUUGAAAAAAGUAAACAAAAUGCCAACGUUAGAUCAAUUAUUUCACAACAUGUGUUUGCUCUUAAGUAAAAGAUUACAAGAAAUAGGCUUAAUACCUAAAAGUUUAUCAGGAGAUAAAUUAAUAUCAGCUGCCUUUAGUUAUUGUCCACAUCACGUUAGCCAUUAUUUAGGAAUGGAUGUACAUGAUACUGCCAAAAUAUCUACCAAUGUUCCAAUACAACCUGGAAUGAUUAUAACUAUCGAACCUGGUGUAUAUAUUAAUCAUAAAAAUCCCUUGGCACCAUCAAAUUUCCAUGGGUUAGGCAUACGAAUUGAAGAUGAUGUUUUAAUUACAGAAAAUGGACCUUUAGUAUUAUCAAGAAAUUGUCCAAAAGAAAUUAAUGAAAUAGAAACUCUAGCAAGUGAAAAUCAAUGUUAAUUAAUUAUUAACUUUAUAAUUAAAUCUGUUAAUAAUUACUUCGAUAUAUAAAUGACUUUUAUAAAAAGGAACAUAUUUAUGGAAUGUAGAUACAUUAUUUGUCUCAUUUUUAUUGAUCUUAAUCAAUAAAUG